AACAUAGUACAAAAGGUGAGCAACUCCAAAUUGGGUGAGGAAGUGAGGGGUGAGGAUAGCCAAAGAAACUGACCAUGUUCUGAUUGAAACUCCUCCUCUCCUCCCUUCUGCUCCUUCAAUCAAAACAAUGUCCAUUUCCAUGUCCUUGUUCUCUCCGUCAACCCAUCUCCCAACUCUCUCUCCCUCCUCCUCAUACCCAAAACCCCAUUUCACCCUCAAGCCUUGUCUCUCUCUCAGACCCAAGACCCCUCUCUUCACCACCAGAGCCUCAGCUGAAAAUGGUGCAGGAGCUGCUGCUGCUGCCACAGCUGUGGAGGCAGAGCCCAAGGUCCCCGAGCCGGUUGCGGCCAAGAGUGAGAGCUCUAAUGGGUCAGCUGGGCCGGCUGAGGAGGAGGUGAAGGUGGUCAGUUUGUUUGAGGACGCCAGAUGGGUCAAUGGGACUUGGGACUUGAAGCAGUUUGAGAAAAGUGGCAAGACUGACUGGGAUGCUGUUAUUGAUGCUGAGGCUAGGAGGAGAAAAUGGCUCCAGGAUAACCCAGAAUCGUCCAGUAAUGAUAACCCUAUACUUUUCGACACCUCAAUUGUACCUUGGUGGGCAUGGGUAAAGAGAUACCAUUUACCUGAAGCUGAGCUACUCAAUGGUCGUGCUGCCAUGGUAGGUUUCUUCAGUGCUUAUCUGGUUGAUAGCUUGACUGGAGUAGGCCUAGUUGAUCAAAUGGGCAAUUUUGUCUGCAAAACAUUACUGUUCGUAGCGGUGGCAGGAGUACUUCUGAUCCGCAAGAACGAGGAUGUUGAAAAACUAAAGAAGCUGCUGGAUGAGACAACGUUUUACGACAAGCAAUGGCAGGCAACCUGGCAGGAUGAGACUCCUGGCAAUCCCAAGUAGUAGUCUUGAGUUUGCCUUUUGAAAUUUGAACUAAGGCAGUUUUCUUGUGUCUUCCUUGUGUUACUGUAGUUUUUCUGUGCUAGAGGAUGAAAAUUGUAUCUCGACCAUUGUACUUUUGCUCAUAAAUUUAUUAGUAAAUGUCUGUUUACAAUGACAAA
This is a messenger RNA of Rosa chinensis, 1044 nucleotides long. Its product is annotated as light-harvesting complex-like protein 3 isotype 1, chloroplastic. The record is from RefSeq and is a predicted model, not a curated record. The transcript is spliced from 3 exons. Bases 128 to 886 code for a protein of 252 amino acids. Lineage: Eukaryota; Viridiplantae; Streptophyta; Magnoliopsida; Rosales; Rosaceae.